AAAAUAAACUCUAUAUAAAAAGCCUUUAAUUUUAUUUUUUUUAAUUCAUUUACUAAUUUAAAUGAGAAGAUACUUAUUCCAAAGAAGAAGAAGAAGAAGAAGAGAAGAUAGAUGGGGAGGAAAGAAAAAAAAAUCCCAUUUUCUUUCGCUCUUUCCCUGGAUCCAAACAUUCUUCUAGCGAACUUCCUCUCUUCCUAUCACAAUGUUAAAAAAAAUAUAUAGAUUCUGAUUAAAAAAACCUUCUAAAAAAAAUGAUUAAAAAGUUGAAAAAAAUUGUUUUUAUAAAGGCGCCACUCAAUUUUCAAAACAAAAAAUCUGAUUUGAAUUUUUGCUCUUUCCCGUAGGGUUUACAUUUCCCUGCUAACUACCGAAUACAGGUCGCUUAAAUUUAUUUCUCAUAAAAUUUUAUCCAGAUUUGAUCCUAAUCCAUUUUCUUGGGAGAAAAAAAAAAAAAAAAAAAAAGCUUUCCUUCACCCGAGCAACAUAAUGAGCCACGGAGAUCCGUCGCCGUGGUUAAUCGCUGCGAGCGGCGGCGACACCGUCAAGCUUUUCGAUAUUAAGCUCGAACCUAACGAUCCCUGCGUUUUGAGCUACACGCCUUCUCCCGGUUGCCUAGUUAACUCAGUCAAGUGGAAUCACACUAAUUUAGUGGUUGCAAGUGCUGGCGAAGAUAAGAAGAUUUCACUGUGGCGGAAAAAUGGACAGAGCAUGGGGACUGUUCCAGUUACUGGGACCGAUAGUGGUGACGGUAUUGAGGAAACUAUGUUGGCUAUCAGCUUUAGCAACAAGGGAUCCAGAUACAUAUGUUCUGGGGGAAGUGGUCAAGUUGUAAGAAUAUGGGAUUUGCAGAGGAAGCGUUGCAUCAAAUGGUUGAGGGGUCAUACGGAUACAAUAACAGGUGCAAUGUACAAUUCCAAGGAUGAACACUUAGCUUCCAUCAGUCUCAGUGGGGAUCUCAUUCUUCACAACCUUGCAUCUGGAGCAAAGGCUGCUGAGCUCAAGGACCCUAAUGAACAGGUACUGAGGGUGCUUGAUUAUUCACGGAUUAGUCGGCAUCUUUUGGUGACUGCAGGUGAUGAUGGAACUGUACAUUUAUGGGAUACCACUGGCCGUAGCCCAAAGGUUUCUUGGUUGAAACAACACUCUGCUCCAACUGCUGGUGUUAGCUUGUCACCAUCCAAUGAUAAGAUGAUUGCAAGUGUUGGACUGGACAAAAAGUUGUACACUUAUGACUCUGGGUCUAGAAGACCUGCAGCUUUCAGUUCUUAUGAGGCACCUUUCUCUUCUUUGGCAUUUAGAGAUGAUGGUUGGACACUGGCAGCUGGGACCAGUAAUGGUAGAGUAGUGUUUUAUGAUGUACGUGGGAAAUUACAGCCUUUUACUGUGCUACGUGCCUACAGUAGUUCAGAGGCUGUCACAAGUUUAUGUUGGCAAAGAUCAAAACCAGUAAUUGUUAAUGAGAGCACUUGCACUGCUGAGACUGCUCUUUUAGGAGGUGCUGUUGAAGACUCAAUUCUUAUGCCAGAUCCUCUCCCCUCCCUGACAUCAUCUAGCCUUCCACUGUCUGCAGCAAUAUCCAGUUCUCGUCUCAGUGGUCGGUCAGCUUCUGCUGAAUUGUCUUCUCUUACAACCAGUGGUACUGGAUCUUCAAGCAUUUUUAAUUCAUCUGAUAUUGAGGAAACACCACAGCGAAAUCAUAUAUUUUUGGGUGGAAAACUUGGAAGAUUACAACCUCCUCGUACUUCUUACAAUUUCAAGGAUGAUAUGGAUGUGUUUUCCCCUAUAGUGAAUGUUGAGCCAAUUACACCCUCUCUGUGGGAUGAUAAUGAAGGAGCAAAGAAAGAUCAUCUAGCCUUUGAUAAAAAACCUUCAUCAGUGUUUUUUCCUUCAGCUAGUAGAAGGUUCCAUGCAGAGGAUGGGGCUAGUGAUCAUCCAAUAUCUGAUUGGAAAUCUAGUUCAGCAUCUACACAGGACGAUACCCGAUCAUCAUUUACAACAUUAGGUUCUACUCCUGCUCCAUCUUCAAAGAAUGAAGACUCCAUCACUCCUCCUGAAGCUUGGGGUGGCCUUCGUCAUCAGCCAUCCCGUUUGGGAGUGUCAACUUCUGGUGGGUUGACAUCAAGUUCAAUGUUUUCUGGAACACAAGAUCUGUCAUCAGCACUGAGUCAGAUGAGUAUGAGCUCAUUGACAAGUUCAAACUUAAGCUAUGAAAACUUCCGAGCCAAAGAUGUCUCUGCAAAUCAGGAGACUUCAUUAGGACGUCCUGAGCACUUCUCUAGUUCCAUGUCUUUUUCACUUGGUACAAAGGGCGCCAUGGGAGCAGCUAACCUUGACUCACCUAGACUGGCUUCUCUAAAUCGGAGAUUUUCCAAUUUUGCUGAGAGAAUUAGCACUACUUCUGCCUUCAGCGAUGGCACAUCCAAUUUGGUGGCCUCACCAAAAACAAAGAAAACUGGGGCUGAAACCAGUAAAGAACUUUUGAAUAGCUUUUUGUCGAGGUCUGACACUUCAGCUGCAACAGAAACCGGAGCAUUUUCUGCUAUGAAUUGCUUUGGAACAAGACACUGGUCAAACCUGUGUCGACACUUCAGAUGUUCUGUAUUGUCAUUCAAACUGCAAAAUGGCAAAUGCAUCCAUGAAGGUGGAUUUGUGCAUAUUGUUUAAUCCUCAGUUCUAAUGCUUUCAUCAUGUUAUAAUUAAUGGUUCACUAUUUUCAUACUGUGAUAGGGAGGAAAUUUGCAGCCCCAGAAGGCCCUUCAGUCAGAUCCUCAGCAAGGGAGCAACUUCACAGUUCAGCUCUUUCAACGUACUCUCGAAGAAACACUCGAUUCAUUUCAGAAAUCAAGUCACGAAGAUGUGAGGAACCUCCAUAUCGAGAUCAUAAGACAAUCCCACAUGCAAUCGAUGGAAACAUCAACUCUAUUGACUACCAUUUUGGAGAACCAAGCAGAGCUGAUGAAAGAGGUCAAGUCUCUCCGCCAAGAAAUUCAACAGAUUCGCCAACAGCUUUGAGUACAUGCGAAGUUUGUACUCAUCACGAUCAUUUUCCAAGGGUUUUCUUUCAAUCUGUUUGCUAUUUUGAUUCUUUUACUGUUCUUUACUCUAAGUGAGCAAAAUUGCUUCUCAGCAAUUUGUGUGCAAAAGGGUAACUUUGAGAAAAUUACAUAUUUUAAGAGAGAAAAGAGAAUAUAAUGUUCGUGUUUGUAGAUCGCAUUUUCAACGAGUGUGCCCGAUCCAUGUUGUAAGUUAAAUGUUGUUUUUCAAGUGUUUCUGACCUACUUUUAUAGCCGAUUUUCAGUGU
Messenger RNA from Rubroshorea leprosula, 3301 nucleotides. Lineage: Eukaryota; Viridiplantae; Streptophyta; Magnoliopsida; Malvales; Dipterocarpaceae. The record is from the annotation of a GenBank genome assembly.